CACGUACAGUAGUGAGAGACAGAGAAGAAGAACGGAGAUGGCAGGGCACGAAGUUAGGUAGCCAUGGAUCACUUGCUAUGUUGUAUAUGUAUAGAGAACUUGCAUGCCGCAGUUCACAACAAACUUGACAUCAAUACACAAUGGCUAUGAGAAAAUCAAGUGGCAGGCUUGCUUCUCAAACAACAAUGAUCAAGCAAAUGGUGAAGAGAUGCUCCAGUUUAGGAAGGAAACAACAGCAGCAAGGUGAAGACGUUCCAAAGGGUCACUUUGUUGUUUAUGUUGGUGGAGUUGGAGAGAAGAGAAGCAGGUACAUUCUUCCCAUCUCCUUCCUCAGCACACCACAGUUUCAGAUCCUCCUUCAUCAGGCAGAAGAAGAGUUUGGAUUUGAUCAUCAAAUGGGUCUCACCAUUCCUUGUCAACAACAUGUUUUUGAGUCUCUUACUUCCAUGCUCAGAUGAACCAUCAAACCAUCACCUGCUAAUUCAAACAUGAAGCUGCUUCAUUGCUUCUCUCUCUUGAUUUUCUCCGUUGUUUAAUUUCCAUUCAUCACAUGUUAUAUAUAUUUAUAUAUUGUAAAUCUUGUAGCUAGCUAGAAAAAGCAGAGCAUUUUUUCCUGCAGAGUUGAGUGCCAGUGGCAGGAACUAAUUUCAUGUCUUGUUCAUUUCCUUGUCUAUGUUUUGAUUGAACUAUGGAUUAUACAAUCUUAAGGUAUAGUAUGAUGAUGAG
Arachis duranensis is the source of this 726-nucleotide messenger RNA. Its product is annotated as protein SMALL AUXIN UP-REGULATED RNA 51-like. The transcript has 2 exons. Lineage: Eukaryota; Viridiplantae; Streptophyta; Magnoliopsida; Fabales; Fabaceae. The record is from RefSeq and is a predicted model, not a curated record. The coding region runs from base 141 to 458 and encodes 105 amino acids. Gene Ontology annotation, biological process: response to auxin.